Messenger RNA from Suillus plorans, 1587 nucleotides. RefSeq names its product kinase-like domain-containing protein. Lineage: Eukaryota; Fungi; Basidiomycota; Agaricomycetes; Boletales; Suillaceae. Gene Ontology annotation, molecular function: protein kinase activity; ATP binding. The transcript is spliced from 5 exons. Gene Ontology annotation, biological process: protein phosphorylation. The coding region runs from base 239 to 1543 and encodes 434 amino acids. The record is from RefSeq and is a predicted model, not a curated record.
UGGUGGCAGUUAAACGAAUCCGAUUAGAAGGUCUGAAAGAGGACGAAGUUGCCCAGCUCAUGAGGGAGGUGGACUUGAUGAAAAGAUUAUCACAUCCAAGUAUUGUGAAGUAUGAAGGGAUGGCUCGAGAUGAACAAUACCUCAACAUCGUUCUUGAGUGAGUACAGUCCAUUAUCUUGUCGGAUGUUUCUUGUGAUGAGUUCAAUAUAGAUAUGCUGAAAGCGGCUCAUUGGGCCAGAUGCUCAAAGCUUUCGGCAAGUUGAAUGAGCAUCUUGUGGCGGGCUACGUUGUCAAGAUUCUCGAGGGCUUGCAUUACUUGCAUCGUUGCGAUGUUGUCCACUGCGAUUUGAAAGCCGCCAACAUUCUCACUACAAAGACGGGGAAUAUCAAGCUCUCGGAUUUCGGCGUUUCCCUGAACCUGAAGGCUAUAGAACGAGAGAAGGACGUUGCUGGUACUCCGAACUGGAUGGCCCCCGAGGUCAUCGAGCUCAAAGGGGCUUCAACGAAGGCUGACAUUUGGUCGUUGGGAUGCACAGUCGUCGAACUUCUUACUGGACGUCCGCCAUUUGGGGAUAUCACCAACGCAAUGACAGUCAUGUUCCGCAUUGUCGAGGACGAGAUGCCCAUCCCUGAAGAAUGCUCCGAGCCGUUGAAAGACUUCCUUCAGCAAUGCUUCCAGAAGGAACCCUCGAUGCGACCUGAUGCUGAGUUAUUGUGCGAGCACCCCUGGUUGAAGAAGAAUUGGGAUGCCCUCAAGGAGCUUCGUCUUCAGGAUAGCAUACCCUUUCUCCGGCGUGUUAGUACUGAUCUACAAAAGACUGACAUUACGCACCUUGCAUCUAUGGAUAUCAACAGAAUCGAAUCACCUUCUUCGGUUCAAGAGGAGCCAUCAAAGUCCCCAAGGCGCAGAUUAUCCAGUGGACCGUCUUCGCCAAUUUCGCUUUCGGAGAAUACCUCAUUCACCCCCAUGGAUCAUUCCUUUAUCAAGACCACCUUUGGGAAACCCAUGGUCUGCAGAGUGUGUAUGGGAAGUAUCAAAAGAAGCGCCGUCAUUUGCGACAAGUGUAAUCUCAUCACUCACUCAAAAUGUGCUCCUGAAGCUCCUCCCACAUGCGACCUUCGCUCUCAACUGUUGCUUUACGCACAGUACGCCGAACAAGGAAGCCCCUCUGGUAUCCCACUCGAUGGAUUAAAUGGGUUGCAUCCUCCUCGUCCAUCGACGAUUAUUCCUUCUGAAGUCUCCUUCGCUACACCUUCUCCUCGACCAAGCACGGACGUCACGCCGUCAUCGCCAUCACCAUCACCCGCUCCUCCCAAUGUCUACAAGCUUAUAAAUCCCUUCAAACGUUCUCGUUCUUCCCUAGCAGCAGAUAAUAGGUCUUCCCCUUUGGCAUCGCCGUCAUCGAUGCCUCAGCCUCUGUCUCACGAUGAUGUCACUCCCAAGCGAAAACCCUCUAAGCUCUCACCGAAUAUGAUCUCGAAAGAACGACCUCAUUCAUUGUCAACCGUCAAGAACCAGGCCGUAAAUCCUUCUUUUCGAUAGUUGAGCCUGAUACAGAUACAAUUCCACAACUUGGUCCGCCAGUU